Molecule: messenger RNA, 2165 nt
Organism: Astrephomene gubernaculifera
Lineage: Eukaryota; Viridiplantae; Chlorophyta; Chlorophyceae; Chlamydomonadales; Astrephomenaceae
Source: the annotation of a GenBank genome assembly
GGGCUUUCGCUACCAUUAGACGCUUACGUAAAUCAUUAACCACAUUCGGCAGCUCGCAGUCACAAUGCCCAAGGAUAAGCAGCCAGACGUAGAAAUGGACGACGCAGGCCCAUCUGGGCGAGGAGAAGACGACUCAGCAUCGGCUCGUGUGGUUUACAUUGGGCACAUACCUCAUGGCUUCUUCGAGAAGCAGAUGCUCGGGUACUUCUCCCAAUUCGGCAAGGUCACGCGGAUACGCCUAUCACGCAGCAGGAAGACCGGGAAUGCCCGGGGUUAUGCUUUCCUGGAGUUCCAGUACCCGGAGGUGGCACGGGUGGCAGCGGAGGCCAUGAACGGAUACUUCCUCUUCAAGCAGCGGCUAACUUGCAAGCUGGUGCCGCCGAGCCGGGUGCACCCUGAGCUCUUUCGCGGAGCCAACCGCAAGUUCAAAAUCAUCCCCUGGCGGAAGGUGGAGCGGACACGGCAUGAGAGGGAGCGGACGCCGGCUGAGCACGCGCAGCGUGUGGGGAAGCUGAUUCGGAGAGAUAAGCAACGGCAACAGAAAAUUAAGGAGGCGGGCAUUGAGUACGAGUAUGAGAGCUUGAGCGUGCCAAUCAAGCCAAAGAAGGUGGUCUUUGAGUGAUGCUAAGCAGCGGAAGGUGGUCUUUGGUGAUGCUAAGCAGCGGAAGCGCGGGUGUGGGUGACGGGAUAUAGUUGGUUGCAUAGGGUUUGCUGGUGGGGGUUAGAAGCAUGAGAGGGCAUGGCGGGGAUGUCACGAGUGACGAUGGCGGAAUCGGGGUUAGGUAGGGUACCGGUACGUACUGCAGAGCAUGGCUAAGGAGCAAGGCUAUAACGGAUCCAUGUUUGGAUAUUGGCGUGUGCAUAAGGGACACCAGUAGCUUAGCCUGCAGGGUUAUAGGGACUGUGCUUAUCGCGAGCUGGACUCCCAUGCAUGUGUCACAGCAAUGAUGUACGACGGAUAUGUACGAAUCCUUCCGUUUUGCUGGAACAUGGAAGCUUUUGCUUGUCCAUAGGCAUCGACAAGAACGUGUGUAAAAGCUGGAAGAUAUGUUACUGCAGACCCGUCGCUAGCCUAGCGGGAUUUCGUAGGAUUAGCUCAGCACUUCGCUGUUUUUUCAGUAAUUAUAGGAGGAAGCAGCAUGGCACAUCAGCGCUGGAGCUUAGCACUCCUUCUAGUGCACGCUGUCCUCUUGACGGCGUCAGCUCAAGACGCAAGUGAUGGCCACCUGGUUGCAGAGCUUGGAAUUUCUGAUGUGAAAGUUGUAAUCAAAAAGGCUGAUGGCUCUGCCAUCAGCUCGCUGGCUGCGACAUAUCCGAAGGCUGUGCUCGCCAAUCCGCAAGUGCCAGCGUCUGCAUCGCUCGAAGUAUCGCUUGCAGUGAAAAAGAGUGGGGAGGCCUUCAAGCCGCAGCAGGUCAUGCUAAUGCUGAGGAGCAAGUCUCUUGGGUUGGCGGCUUACGCUGUUGGGAAGCUGAAGGGCGGUGCUUACCAGCUCAGCAUCAAUGCAGCAGCAGUGGAGAAGCAAAUUGGCAAGCUGCCGGGCGAGUACGACGUUGUGCUGCUGGUAGGCGAUCCUUCCGUGCCGAAGGGCAUUGAGUACGGUCUGGGCACCGCUGAGCUCAUGUUCAGCGCCGCCAGUACGGCAUCUGAGCCCGCUGCUGUCGUGCGCACGGCCGAUUUCCAGUCUGUGAACAACAUCAAGCCGGAGAUCCACCACAUCUUCCGUGCGCCGGAGAAGCGGCCCCCCGUGGUGGUGUCGUACGUGUUCGCCGGCCUGGCCCUGCUGCCGCUGGUGGUGGUGCUGCUGUACGUGCCGGCAGCCACCGGCGUCAACUUCAAGGCCUUCUCCGCUGCGCCCCUCGCCUCGCUGCUGUUCCACGGCGGCCUGGCUGCCAUGCUGGUGCUGUACCUGGUGUUCUGGCUGCGGCUCAACCUGGUGCAGACGCUGCCGCUGGCGGGGGCGCUGGGGCUGUUCGUGGCGGUCAGCGGCUACCUGCUGCUGUCGGCGCUGUCGGCGCAGCGGUUGAAGAAGGAUUAGAGGAAGGGGAGGAGGAUUAGAGAAGAAAGAAGGAGGAGGGCUGUCUGGUGUUUGUUCGGUGCUGCUGUGACUUGGGGUUAAGGGUGAGGGAGGGAGAUAGGGAUUGGUUUGGAAGGGUGUGGAGAUGGG